ACAGCAGCACGGCGAACCCUGGAGGAAGCAAAGUGGAACUCGCCACUUCUUCUUCCAUUCACUGAAGAUGUUAAACGUCUGCAUGUGUAUCUUGACCAGCAGGAGAAAUUGUAUCGCAAACUCUUGUCAUCACAGCCUUCAUCUCAGCACUGGGCAAAAUUGGCCAAGGUUACAUUAACUCAGAUUAUGCUUUUUAAUCGGAGACGAGAAGGGGAAGUGUCACAAAUGCCUUUGUCCGCAUACACUUCCAGCAACCAGUCAGAUGGACAUCCGGAUAUUAGCAUGGCCCUCUCAGAGUUGGAAAAUAAACUGUGUCAGUAUUUCAAGAGAUUAGAGAUUAGAGGCAAAAGAGGCAGAAAGGUUCCUGUCCUUGUCACUCCUUCAAUGCAAGAGUCAAUCAGGCUACUAAUUGAGAACCGAAAUGGGUGUGGAGUACCGAAUGAGAACUCUUUCCUCUUUGCACGUCCAUUUGCAUUGACUUUUUACAGAGGCUCUGACUGCAUCCGUGAAUUUGCAGUUGCAUGCAAUGCUAAAAAUCCUCAAACUCUCACUUCCACAAAGUUGAGGAAACAGAUUGGUACCCUCUCUGAAAUUCUCAAUCUGAGCAACACUGAGCUCGAUCAGCUGGCUGACUUUCUAGGCCAUGAUAUUCGAGUACAUCGUCAGUUUUACCGGCUGCCUGAGGGCACCCUUCAGCUGGCCAAAAUGAGCAAAAUUUUUCUGGCACUUGAAAAAGGACGCUUGGCAGAUUUUAAAGGUAGAAGUCUUGACGAAAUCGACAUCGAUCCAGAAGAGGAAGUUACAGUGGACAGCGAUUUAGAGGACACUAAUUCCAAUCUGAAAGGUAACAAUUACAUUGUCAAUUUAUUUUCCAGAUAGGGAUGUUAAUUUCGGUU
This is a messenger RNA of Sinocyclocheilus rhinocerous, 896 nucleotides long. RefSeq lists its product as uncharacterized. The transcript has 2 exons. The record is from RefSeq and is a predicted model, not a curated record. Lineage: Eukaryota; Metazoa; Chordata; Actinopteri; Cypriniformes; Cyprinidae. The annotation marks the transcript as partial.